GGGAAGCCAGCGAGGUCGGUUCCGCCCGGUUCUAACAUGGCGGCGCCCUUUGUCUGCUGUGAAGCGCUGCCCCCGGCCUUCUCGCGGCCGUGAUGCACCUCCAUCUGUGGUGGGGUUCGGGACAUGGCAGGUGAUGAGCUGGAGGCGGGGAGCCGAGCUGGAGAUCCUACAGGCACACUGUCUGAGAAGAGAGACCCUGGCCUUUUGGAGAUCUGAGCCAUGGAUUUCCCCCAGCACAGCCAGCGUGUCUUGGAGCAGCUGAACCAGCAGCGGCAACUGGGCCUCCUCUGUGACUGCACCUUUGUGGUGGACGGCGUUGACUUCAAGGCUCACAAGGCGGUGCUGGCAGCUUGCAGCGAGUACUUCAAGAUGCUCUUUGUGGACCAGAAGGACGUGGUGCACCUAGACAUCAGUAAUGCGGCAGGCCUGGGGCAGGUGCUGGAGUUCAUGUACACUGCUAAGCUGAGCCUUAGCCCUGAGAACGUGGACGAUGUUCUGGCCGUGGCCAGCUUCCUCCAGAUGCAGGAUAUUGUCACGGCCUGCCACACGCUCAAGUCCCUCGCUGAGCCGAGCAGCACCACUGGGGAGAGCGCAGACGCCUCAGCUGUGGAAGGAGGAGACAAGAGAGCCAAAGACGAGAAGGCCGCUGCCACCAUGUUGAGCAGGCUGGACCAAGCAAGAGGCAGCUCCUCCACAGGCCCGGGCAGAGAACUCAAGGAGGAGCGGGGUGGCCAGGCAGAAAGUGCAUCCAGUGGCGCAGAGCAGACGGAGAAGGCAGACGCUCCCCGGGAGCCUCCACCUGUGGAGCUCAAGCCGGACCCCACAAGCAGCAUGGCGGCUGCAGAAGCCGAAGCCUUAUCAGAGAGCUCAGAGCAAGAAAUGGAAGUGGAGCCAGCCAGCAAAGGAGAAGACGGACAAGAGGAAGAGGGUGCAGGGCCUGCCACAGUCAAGGAAGAGGGGAUGCAUCUGGAUAACGGGGAGCCUCCUGAGGAGAAUGAAGAGUCUGCCGGCACAGAUUCUGGGCAGGAGCUUGGCAUGGAGGGUCAGAACCUGCGCUCGGGCACCUACGGGGAUCGCACUGAGUCCAAGGCUUACGGCUCCAUCAUCCACAAGUGCGAGGACUGCGGGAAGGAGUUCACGCACACAGGGAACUUCAAACGGCACAUCCGCAUCCACACGGGGGAGAAACCUUUCUCAUGCAGGGAGUGCAGCAAGGCUUUCUCGGACCCUGCAGCGUGCAAGGCUCAUGAGAAGACACACAGCCCGUUGAAACCCUAUGGGUGUGAGGAGUGUGGCAAGAGCUACAGGCUCAUCAGCCUGCUGAACCUGCAUAAGAAGAGGCACUCCGGGGAGGCGCGCUACCGCUGCGGGGACUGUGGCAAGCUCUUCACCACUUCAGGCAACCUCAAGCGCCACCAGCUGGUACACAGUGGCCAGAAACCCUACCAGUGCGACUACUGUGGCCGCUCCUUCUCUGACCCCACCUCUAAGAUGCGCCACCUGGAGACUCACGACACCGACAAGGAACACAAGUGUCCUCACUGCGACAAAAAGUUCAACCAGGUGGGGAACCUGAAGGCCCACUUGAAGAUCCACAUUGCCGAUGGCCCUCUUAAGUGCCGGGAGUGCGGGAAGCAGUUCACCACCUCAGGGAACCUCAAGCGGCACCUGCGGAUCCACAGUGGGGAGAAGCCGUACGUAUGCACCCACUGUCAGCGGCAGUUUGCCGACCCAGGCGCGCUACAGCGGCACGUCCGGAUCCACACGGGUGAGAAGCCGUGCCAGUGUGUGAUAUGUGGUAAGGCCUUUACCCAAGCCAGCUCCCUCAUCGCCCAUGUACGCCAACACACGGGGGAGAAGCCCUACGUCUGUGAACGCUGUGGCAAGAGAUUUGUCCAGUCCAGCCAGUUGGCCAACCACAUCCGUCACCAUGACAACAUCCGACCGCACAAGUGCAGCGUGUGUAGCAAGGCCUUCGUGAAUGUGGGGGACCUGUCCAAGCACAUUAUCAUCCACACCGGAGAGAAGCCUUAUUUGUGUGACAAAUGUGGCCGUGGUUUCAACCGGGUAGACAACCUGCGUUCUCAUGUAAAGACCGUGCAUCAGGGCAAGGCGGGCAUCAAGAUCCUGGAGCCAGAAGAGGGUGGUGAGGUCAGCGUGGUCACUGUGGACGACAUGGUCACCCUGGCCACUGAGGCUCUGGCAGCGACAGCGGUCACUCAGCUAACAGUGGUACCAGUGGGGGCCGCAGUGACAGCUGACGAGACGGAAGUACUCAAAGCUGAGAUCAGCAAAGCUGUCAAGCAAGUGCAGGAAGAAGACCCCAACACCCACAUCCUCUACGCUUGUGAUUCCUGUGGGGACAAGUUCCUGGAUGCCAAUAGCCUAGCCCAGCAUGUUCGGAUCCACACAGCCCAGGCACUGGUCAUGUUCCAGACGGAUGCGGACUUCUACCAGCAGUAUGGGCCAGGCAGCACGUGGCCAGCCGGGCAGAUGCUGCAGGCUGGAGAGCUCGUCUUCCGUCCUAGGGAUGGGACUGAGGGCCAACCCACACUGGCAGAAAGUCCACCCACAGCUCCUGAUUGCCUACCACCUGCCGAGUGAGCAGGUGGCCUCUGACUGUUUAUUUAAGGAUGGAUGGCACCCUAGGACUCAGAAGGUGCUCCUGCCCCAUUCCCUAGAGAAUAAAUGAUUAUUUUCUAAUGUUGCCUGUGGUCCCUGUGUCACCAGUAGGUGGGGAACAGGCACCUAUACAAGUGACAAUUUAAUAGUGUCCCUCAUGCAAAGUGGAGCUUCAUACCAUCCUAAGCUAUUCAGCCACAGGUGGCGCCCCAUAGCUGGCGUGCACCCAAGAGGCCGGUACCAGGGUCCAGCCAGAGCAGCCACCCAGGGACAGACCACCGGCUGGCUCCUCAGUGAAGUAAGGCCUGGUACCUGCUUUACCUAGGCCACAGCAGCGCCGUGCUGUGGCAGUACUCACUGCUGCAUGCAGUGUGCUACCAGGAUGGCAAGGGGACAGGAAGGGAGCAGGGGCCCCAGGGACCUGGGCAGGCCUGCUCUAUAGUCCCAACUGCAUUCCCCAGAAAACAUUGGUGCCUCGGCUUCUUCUUGAGGGUAGGUACAGAAUUAGCCCCAGGAAUAGUGGGCUCCUGGCCACUACAAGGAGUGAUGGCACCAGCAGGAGCCAGCAAGGGGGCGGAGAAAGAAAGGGUCUCAGUAUGUACCAGAGUCUGAGGUGCCUGCCGUCCCAGUGGCCUAGGCUGAGCACAGGGGAAAGGCUCCUUGUUCCCGGAUGUGGGGUGGGGUCUGCUGUGCAAGUCAAGAAACCGAGGCGCCCACUGAGUGACAACCACCUUCACACCUGAGGUGUUUUGUAUUUUUUAAUAAAGUUUGUAAUCCAAUGGACACACAGAAC
Messenger RNA from Mus musculus (house mouse), 3415 nucleotides. RefSeq names its product zinc finger and BTB domain containing 17 (gene Zbtb17). NCBI's taxonomy places the organism in Eukaryota, Metazoa, Chordata, Mammalia, Rodentia, Muridae. Gene Ontology annotation, molecular function: DNA binding; core promoter sequence-specific DNA binding; DNA-binding transcription factor binding. The coding region runs from base 220 to 2604 and encodes 794 amino acids. The record is from RefSeq and is marked validated. The transcript is spliced from 16 exons. Gene Ontology annotation, biological process: positive regulation of transcription by RNA polymerase II; negative regulation of cell population proliferation; positive regulation of DNA-templated transcription. Gene Ontology annotation, cellular component: protein-containing complex; nucleus; protein-DNA complex.